CCAAACCAGUACCCCCAUACCUAUUUCGUCUUCUAGCACUUUCUCAUAUCAGUAUAAAGCUGAGAGUCUUGUGAUAAACGACACAAUUCAAUAAAGACAAGGGUUUCCACAGCAGCGCGCACGUUUCCGCGCUAAUUCGAUUCACAGGUCGUCAAUACUACCGUAGUGAAUGACGAGCAAUGCUGAAAUUUGAUUAUUAUUACACUGGAACUGAGAAAAUUGGUAAAUAGGCGGAGCUUGCAUGGCUCGGCCCACCUUUUGGAGCCGAGCUUGGUCAUUCGACAUUUGAGCUGUCAGCAAGAUGAGCCGAAAAUUUCUUCUUGUGUUCAUCGCAAUCUGCGUGCUCUCCCAAAACGCUAUGGCCCUCCGUGGUGCACUAUUCCGUUCUGGACGUAGCCUCAUACACCGUCAAAGUCAAAACGAAGAGGCCGUUCUCAACCAACCACAUCUUUUGCCCGCCGAAAAACGUUCCCCGAUCGUUGAGCUGUAUCCCGUGGUUGACUCUGGCAAUGUAGAACCUGAAGCGUUCCCCGCUUACUUCCGGUUCUAAAAAAAAACAAUAUAAAAACAAAGAGAUCGUGGUCGAAUCGACUGACAUAGUGCUACAUUUCUGAUAUUUUGAUAAUUAUGAUUUAUUUCUUUUGUAUUUUGCAUAAAGAUCGUGCAUAAAGAAUAAACGGUUGUGAG
Caenorhabditis elegans is the source of this 687-nucleotide messenger RNA. It is a transcript of the gene nlp-76, whose product is annotated as Neuropeptide-Like Protein. The coding region runs from base 302 to 550 and encodes 82 amino acids. The record is from RefSeq and is marked reviewed. Lineage: Eukaryota; Metazoa; Nematoda; Chromadorea; Rhabditida; Rhabditidae. The transcript is spliced from 3 exons.